Solanum lycopersicum (tomato) is the source of this 1230-nucleotide messenger RNA. Its product is annotated as carbonyl reductase-like. Gene Ontology annotation, cellular component: membrane. The record is from RefSeq and is a predicted model, not a curated record. Lineage: Eukaryota; Viridiplantae; Streptophyta; Magnoliopsida; Solanales; Solanaceae. Gene Ontology annotation, molecular function: oxidoreductase activity, acting on the CH-OH group of donors, NAD or NADP as acceptor.
UUAAUUAUAUGACAAAAACUUUUCUAUCAACAUAUAAAUAUAUUCAACUCUCAAGUCUCACCUAUACACUAGUGUAUAAUUUUUCUCUCAUUCUUUUACACAUUAAAACACACAAAAACUUCAUACCAUGGCUGAAGCUUCCAACUUCCUAGAAACUCAACGGAUUGCAGUUGUGAGUGGAGGCAACAAAGGGAUAGGAUUAGAAAUAUGUAGACAACUAGCAUCAAAGGGAAUAUUGGUGAUUUUAACAGCAAGAGAUGAGAAAAAAGGGAAUGAAGCUGUUAUUAAUAUGGAUGAACACUCUAAUUAUAAUAUCAUUUUUCAUCAACUUGAUGUGACUAACAUUUCUAGUAUUGUAACACUCAGAGAUUUCAUCAAGAAUAGAUUUGGCAAACUUGAUAUCUUGGUGAAUAAUGCGGCAAUUCUUGGAGUGCUUUUAGAUAAAGAUUUCAUUAUAAACCCACAACAAAAUUUAUUCAUUGAGAAGAUGAAAGUAGCAACUCAAACUAUUGAUAUAGGUGAAGAAUGCAUAAAAACAAAUUACUAUGGUGCAAAAUGGAUGAUACAAGAAUUAUUACCUCUACUUCAAUUAUCCGAUUCGCCACGUAUUGUCAAUGUCUCCUCCUCUACUGGAAAGCUCCAACAUGUACGCAAUGAAUGGGCUAUAGGAGUCUUGAAUGAUUGUGACAAUCUAACAGAAGACAAAGUGGAUGAGGUUUUGAAUGUUUUUCUCAAAGAUUUCAAAGAGGAUUUGUUAGAAAGCAAAAAUUGGCCUCUAAUAGUAUCUGCUUAUACACUAUCAAAAGCAGCAUUAAAUGGUUACACAAGAAUAUUGGCUAAGAAAUAUCCAAAUUUUCUCAUAAAUUGUGUUUGUCCAGGUUAUGUAAAAACUGAUUUAUGUUACAAUUCUGGCAUAUUGACUGUUGAAGAGGGUGCUCAAAGUCCUGUUUGGCUUGCUCUUUUACCUCAAGGAGGUCCAUCAGGGAACUUCUACAAUAGGAAAAAUCUCUCACCUUUCUAAUGAAAUUAAGAAAUCUUGAUCACAGCUAUGUUGCUCGAAUUUUUCAAAAAAUGUUAUUGUAUUUGUGUUGGAUUUUCAGUAAACAUAUAAUACAUAGUUUGCAGAGAAUUCGACCAUAUUAUAGGUUCAUGGACAAAGUUCCUAUUAUAAGGUAUAAAUUGUAAAUUGUAAUACAUAAGUUAAUAAUUAUUGGAUUAUCGUCUAUGGCA